AUGGAUUUUGGAGAGAACCCAAUUGAAGAACAGCGAGACGAUGUAGAGACUGUCUCUUUCGCCAAUGAACGAGAUGAAUACGAACAUCUUCUAAGUAAGUUUGAUACCAAACGCCAGAAAGAACUGCUCCGAAAGAUUGAUUGGAGAUUAUUGCCUGUUUUGACAGUGUUCUACCUUAUAUCUUUCAUGGAUCGAUCCAACAUAGGCAAUGCGAGACUCCAAGGCCUUGAAGCUGACCUCCAUUUGUCUCACAGCCAAUUCAACUGGUGCUUGACCAUUUUCUUCUUCCCUUAUGGCCUAUUUGAAGUUCCGAGUAAUCUUGGCCUCAAGUUUACAAAGCCUUCCAUCUGGCUGCCUGGAAUUAUGGCCAUUUGGGGAGUUGCAUUGAUGUGUAUGGGUUGGACUCAAAGUUACUCUGGUCUUUUGGCUGGUCGUUUUUUUCUCGGCGUGGCGGAAGCUGGCCUAUUUCCUGGAGUCACCUACCUUUGCACAACAUGGUAUCUUCGGUACGAGCAGCAUUUUAGAGUGGCUCUGUUUUACACGGCGGCAAGUUUAGCAGGAUCAUUUUCUGGCCUUUUGGCGUAUGGAAUCGGUUUUAUGCAUGGAAUUCGAGGUUAUAGUGGAUGGAGAUGGAUCUUCAUCCUGGAAGGUCUGCUAUCCAUUAUUAUAGCUCUAGCGUCGAUUCCUUUCAUAUGCGAUACUCCAGACGAUGUCAAAUGGCUUACAGAUGAAGAAAAAAGAUUCAUUAAGCUACGGUUGCAAUUUGAUGGACACGAGAGCGGAUAUAAAGAGCCCGAGUUCAAAAUGAAGUAUUUAAAGCAAGCCUUUGGAGACAUCAAGGUUUAUCUAGGAUGUAUCAUGUUCUUCACCAUUUCUACUGGAACAUAUUCUCUCUCCUACAGCUUACCGACAACUAUAAAUCUCCUUGGAUAUACAGCUGCGAACGCUCAACUUCUCACCAUCCCGAUUUACGCAUUUGCCUGUAUCAUGUGUGUUUUAAACGCCAUUGUUGCCGACAAGAUUCAGAAACGCUUUCAAUCCAUCGUGAUACCAUAUUUGGUUGGCCUUUCCGGUCUAAUCAUCUGCCUCGUCAUUUCGCCAAGGGAGAAGCCAGGUGUCGUUUAUUUCGCAAACUUCUUGGUAGCAAGCGGGCUAUUUCCUACUAUUCCCGGUAUCGUCUGCUGGAUCUCGAACAACUUGGCUGGACAAUGGAAGCGAUCUAUUGGAAUGGCUUUGGAAUUCACACUGGGCAAUGUGAUUGGCGGUGUCGUUGGGUCGAACAUUUUUUUGAGCAGGGAAGGUCCAGAGUUUCGCACUGCCUACUUGGUGCUGGCGUCAUUUUUCGCAGCUGGUAUCGUGACAGCUAUCGCUCAACUAUGCUUGUUGCUCUGGGCUAAUCGCGCCGACGAGCGUUUGAUUGAAUCAAUCCCAGUGGGGGAUCGGGAGCAAUUGGAUGAAGAGCGAAAGGACGACGGGGACAAGAGUCCGUUCUUCAAGUACACUCUGUGA
Molecule: messenger RNA, 1509 nt
Organism: Trichoderma harzianum CBS 226.95
Lineage: Eukaryota; Fungi; Ascomycota; Sordariomycetes; Hypocreales; Hypocreaceae
Exons: 5
Coding region: 1-1509 (502 amino acids)
Biological process (GO): transmembrane transport
Cellular component (GO): membrane
Molecular function (GO): transmembrane transporter activity
Source: RefSeq, a predicted model, not a curated record